GAUCCCGCCCCCGUACGCCGGCUUCGGCGUGGUGGAGGUAGCGGCGGAAGUGAACGGAGCGGUUCCCGCUGCGGGUGAGGCGCAUGGUUUAUUUAUUUCGAGAGAGAAGGAGAGAGAGAGAAUUCCAAGCAGGCUCCAUGCUGUCAGUGCAGAACCCAGCUUAGGCCUUGGACGCAUCCACAAACCAGGAGAACGUGACCUGUGCUGAAGUCGAACACUUAACCAACUGAGCCACCCAGAUUUCUGAUGAUUAGACCUGUCCACAAGAAGUGAGCUGGCAAGGCUGCUUUUCUGUGGUGAAACUGAGAAGCUGAUUGGCACCAUGAAGGUCUUCUGCGGGCGGGCCAAUCCAACCACUGGCUCUGUGGAGUGGCUGGAAGAGGAUGAGCACUAUGAUUACCACCAGGAGAUUGCAAGAUCCUCCUAUGCUGAUAUGUUACAUGACAAAGACAGAAAUAUAAAAUAUUAUCAGGGUAUCCGGGCUGCUGUGAGCAGGGUGAAGGACAGAGGACAGAAGGCUUUGGUUCUUGACAUUGGCACUGGCACGGGACUCUUGUCAAUGAUGGCGGUCACAGCAGGGGCUGACUACUGCUAUGCCAUUGAGGUUUUCAAGCCUAUGGCUGAUGCUGCUGUAAAGAUUGUGGAGAAAAAUGGCUUCAGUGAUAAGAUUAAGAUUAUUAACAAGCAUUCCACUGAGGUGACGAUGGGGCCAGAUGGUGACAUGCCAUGCCGUGCCAAUAUCCUGAUAACGGAGUUGUUUGAUACGGAACUGAUUGGAGAGGGAGCGCUGCCUUCCUAUGAACAUGCACACAGGCAUCUCGUGCAGGAAAACUGUGAGGCAGUGCCUCACAGAGCAACUGUCUAUGCUCAGCUGGUGGAGUCCAGGAGGAUGUGGUCGUGGAAUAAGCUCUUUCCUAUCCCUGUGCAUACCAGCUGUGGAGAGCAGGUCAUCGUCCCCCCCUUGGAACUGGAGAGGUGCCCUGGUGCACCCUCUGUCUAUGACAUUCAGUUGAACCAAGUGUCAUCCGCUGACUUCACUGUCCUCAGUGAUGUGCUGCCUAUGUUCAGUGUGGACUUCAGCAAGCAAGUCAGUAGCUCAGCAGCCUGCCACAGCCGGCAGUUUGAACCUGUGGCAUCUGGUCGAGCUCAGGUGGUUCUCUCUUGGUGGGACAUUGAAAUGGACCCUGAGGGGAAGAUUAAGUGCAGCAUGGCCCCCUUCUGGGCACACUCAGACCCAGAGGAGCUACAGUGGCGGGACCACUGGAUGCAGUGUGUGUACUUCCUGCCACAAGAAGAGCCUGUUGUCCAAGGCUCAAGCAUCUACCUGGUAGCGCACCAUGAUGACUAUUGUGUAUGGUACAGCCUCCAGAGGACCAGCCCUGAAAAGGACAGGAGAGUCUAUCCAGCACGCCCCGUGUGUGACUGCCAAGCUCACCUGCUCUGGAACCGGCCUCGGUUUGGAGAGAUCAACGAUCAGGACAGAACUGAUCAAUACAUCCAGGCUCUGCGGACAGUACUGAAGCCAGACAGUGUCUGCCUGUGCGUCAGUGACGGCAGUCUGCUCUCCUUGUUGGCCCAUCACCUUGGGGCAGAGCAGGUAUUUACAGUAGAGAGCUCAGCAGCUUCUUAUAGACUGAUGAAAAAAUGCCCAGGGAGUCAACACUCACAAGCUGACCUGACUGAUUGGUUCCAUGAUGGUAUUUCUUCCCUUGGCCAUCGAUUGGUUUUGAUUUCCUUUCUGAAGGAAACUACCAGAACUACAAGCCUAUUGCUAAGUCCUGCUGAUACGUCUAUUUUCAAGGCUAAUCACUUGGAAGAUAAAAUUAAUAUAAUAGAGAAACGGCCUGAAUUGUUAACAUCUGCAGACUUGGAGGGUAAAAAGAUCUCUCUCCUCCUGGGUGAACCAUUCUUCACUACCAGCCUGCUGCCUUGGCACAACCUGUACUUCUGGUAUGUGCGGACUGCCGUGGACCAGCAUCUGGGGCCUGGUGCUGUGGUGAUGCCCCAGACUGCCUCGCUGCACGCUGUGGUCGUGGAGUUCAGGGACCUGUGGCGGAUCCGGAGUCCCUGUGGUGACUGCGAAGGCUUUGACGUACACAUCAUGGAUGACAUGAUUAAGCAUGCCCUGGACUUCAGGGAGAGCAAGGAGGCCGAACCCCACCCGCUGUGGGAGUACCCAUGCCGCUGUCUGUCUGAGCCCCAGCAGAUCCUGACCUUUGAUUUUCGGCAGCCAGUACCCCCACACCUGAUCCAUGCUGAGGGCUCCAUUGAGCUGAGGAGGCCUGGGAGGAGCCAUGGGGCCGUCCUGUGGAUGGAAUACCACCUCACGCCGGACAACACUGUCAACACUGGCCUCCUGAAGUCUGUAGAGGACAAGGUAGUGCUGUGCACGGGGACUGUUGCUGGAACCCCCACUGCAAGCAGGCAGUGUACUUCUUCACCAUGGCGGACCCCAGAGCGCCGCUGGGCGGCCCUCAGACUGUCAGUUACACUGUGGAUUUCCACCCCCACACUGGAGACAUCACCAUGGAUUUCUCACUCUCAGACACCCUGGACGAUGGGCAGUGACCCUCACCUGUUGAGAAAUAAAGUGGCCUGAGGGCUCUGGGCUCUGA
Panthera uncia (snow leopard) is the source of this 2615-nucleotide messenger RNA. RefSeq names its product protein arginine methyltransferase 7 (gene PRMT7). Bases 323 to 2599 code for a protein of 758 amino acids. NCBI's taxonomy places the organism in Eukaryota, Metazoa, Chordata, Mammalia, Carnivora, Felidae. The transcript is spliced from 20 exons. Gene Ontology annotation, molecular function: protein-arginine omega-N monomethyltransferase activity. Gene Ontology annotation, biological process: peptidyl-arginine methylation. The record is from RefSeq and is a predicted model, not a curated record.